AUGGAUAUCACAAAACUCGUGGUGUCUGGCCGGUCCCAGGCCUUUGGCGAUAACUCGGUCUACAGGGGCCAGCUUUCUCGAAGGCUUCUCAAGUCGAGGAAAAAGCUCGGCAUCGCCACCAGGAACCGUGGGAAAUACCAAAGGAAGGACGAAAUCACGGCAGAGCAGAUCAAGGAGAAGCCAGAAUAUGUCCGUCUCCUCAUCAUAACGAGCGAACGUGCCUGGGCCCAUGCCAUGAGCAUGAGGAGCGCCCACAUGGCCGACGCCAAGGGCAUCACGGGCCGCACGAGAUCGCACAUCAUCUCGCGAAUCGAAAAGGCGGCGCACACGGCCGAGGAGCUCGUCUCCGCCCUCAGCGACGCGGACGAAUCCGGCGCCAAGUCCACCGACAUCCUCGAAGCCUUUGCCUACGCCGGCAUGAUGCGCGGCGCCGCCAACUUUGAGAGGCAGAGCUGGGAAAAGUGCGUCAAGAACUACGCCGUCUCCUACGCCAUCUACAGCGCCCUCAAAUCCUCGUCCUCCGACGCGGACACGUACAAGGACCUCCUCUCCACCAUCAUCGAGCCCUCGAUCCAGUUCGCCGCCUACCAGCUCAAGACGCCCCGCACCGUCCCCAUCCACGUCAUUGCCCGAAACGCCUUCCCCAUGAACAACGCUUUCCUCGUCAACGAGAUCAACGAACGGGAUUCCACCGUCCUCGGCCAGGGCGAGGAGUCCAAGAAGGAAGCCAGCCCCGGCGACGUGCCCAAGACGCUCACGUGGCGCUCGCGCGAGGUGCGCAUCGAGGACGCCGCCAUUGCUCUCGCCUGGAAGGCCACCCUCGCUGCCAAAGCCGCCUUGUCCGCCAAGGUGGCCUCCUCGGAACCCAUCGUCCCCAAGGAGCUCGCCUCGGCGUACGACGACAUCCUCGCCGCCACCCUCGACGCCGUCGACGCGGCGAAGCAGGCCCUGGAUGAUCUCAGGGCGGAGAACGUCCCUCAGACCGACCCUCGCGUGCAAAGUCUGCAGAUUACGCGCACGGCCGUCAACUACGAGAUGAUUAGCUGGAGAAUAGGCCGGAACCGCGUGCUUACGGGAGCUCACGAUGGCGCCUUGGACGAUUACGCUGAGCUUUCCAAGAGGGAGCUCAAGCGCAGGGCCAAGGCCAAGGAGGACAGCAAGCCCAAGGAGGUCAGGAUGAGCCGAAAACUCAACAAGCUCAAGGAGAGAGUCGCCCUCUACGACGGUGCCCUCCAAAAUCUAGAGGAGGCAAGGGCCUUGCCCGGUGUCCCCGCCGACGAGGAGCUCACACAACGACUAGUAGCUACGGAAAACUACUUUACCGCCCUCAAAGCACUCUCCAUUGCCCGCUCCCACGCCCUCACCGGCAGCAACACCAACGCCCUCGCGCUCCUCCACCACGCCCACACCCUCAUCCAGUCCUCGACCAAGACCAUCGCCUCGGCCCCCAACCCCCGGCCUCCGGCGCCCCGCAAAACCUCCAAGUCUCCUCCGCCGACGUCGCCUUCCUCGAGUCCCUCCUCGCGCGGCAGGUGCAGCGCUACCACGCCCUCUGCUACAUCGACAAGCGCCUGCGCGACGACCCCCAAGCCCCAGUUCAGCCAAGACCUCCCCCUCAUCGAGAGGCUCGGCGAGUGGCCCGUCCAGGGCCCCAUCUUCCUCGAUCUCGCCUGGAAUUACAUCGAGUACCCCAGCCUCGACGGCGCCGCCGACGACAAGAAGGGCCGCCGAUGCCGGCAAGAAGCAACGUCCCGACCAGGCCGAGGGGAUAAGCCCGCUACUUCGCAGAAGAGGGGUUGGUUUGGAUUUGGGAGGUCUUGA
Parascedosporium putredinis is the source of this 1821-nucleotide messenger RNA. Lineage: Eukaryota; Fungi; Ascomycota; Sordariomycetes; Microascales; Microascaceae. The record is from the annotation of a GenBank genome assembly.